AUCUCCAUAUUAUUGGUUCGUUGUCAGAGCGCUGUGAACCCGAAAGCAUAGACUUGUGCUGAGUGAAGCAGAGCGGUAUUGCGUGCGAGGUACUCGAUAGUGAUAAUCUUUCACUAUUGCUACCUAGUAGCUUAUCAUGACCAUCACCGUCCCAAUCGACGAUCGCCAUCAAAAUGGAACCCACGGCACCCUAUCGGACGGCAUCUUCAACAAUGGUUUCGUGCUGGACGAUAUACGUGGAAUGAAACAAAACGGUGCCAACGAACACCAUCACAAUGGCAACCACCACGGACACGAUCACCACUACCACGUCCACCAUCAUCACCUCCGAGAGAAACCCGGACACGACUACACGGACGAUGUGAUCACAAGCCACGGUGUCCAACCGCACCACAAGACGACCUAUCUGGAAACGAUGACGCACCUGCUCAAAGGUAACAUCGGAACCGGUUGCUACGCAAUGGGUGAUGCGUUCAAAAAUGGAGGCCUUAUUCUAGCGCCGGUACUUACCGUAUUUCUUGGAUUCAUCUGCGUGCACUGUCAGCACGUUCUGCUCAAUUGUGCCAGUAAGCUUCAUCUCGAUCAGCAAACCAAAGGCCAUCCACCGGAUUAUGCGGAAACGGUUGGACUUUGCUUCAAAACCGGUCCUCCCCGGUUUCGACGCUUUGCUAAACCGAUGAAGAUGGCGGUGAAUAUUUUCAUCUGUGUAACGCAGCUGGGCUUUUGCUGUAUAUAUUUUGUCUUCAUCAGCUCGAAUUUCAAACAGAUCUUCGAUCGCUACGACCUGACCCUUGACGUACACUACCACAUGGCUCUUCUACUGAUCCCCAUCAUUCUAACCGCAAUCAUUACCAAGUUAAAAUUUCUAUCCUACUGUUCAAUGAUUGCCAACAUCUUCAUGUCCCUAGGCAUAGGCAUCACCUUUUACUACGCUGGACAAGAUCUUCCUCCGCUAACGGAUCGUCGCUUCGUUGCCAACUGGGAUCAGCUACCUCUGUUUUUUGGUACAGCAAUUUUUGCCUUCGAAGGGAUCGCCCUGGUCCUUCCACUUCAGAACGAAAUGAAACAGCCUCAGGAUUUCAGCAAAACAUUUGGCGUACUGAAUCUCGGUUCGGUGUUUAUCGUAGCGCUUUUCACCAGCUUCGGUUUUGUAGGUUACCUCAAGUGGGGCGAAGAUGUGGAAGGAACCAUGACGCUGAAUCUGCCGGAUGGUGAGAUUUUGGCCGAAAGCGUCAAGGUAAUGAUCGCACUUGGUGUAUUGCUGGGGUACGCCUUGCAAUUCUUCGUGGCGAUUGCCAUUAUGUGGCCAUCGGUGCAGUGUCGCUUGAACAUCACCAAGCACAAGACAGCGGCCGAGAUGGGUUUCCGGGUGGUGAUGGUAUUUGUCACGUUCGUCAUCGCCGAAUGCGUUCCAAAGCUUAGCCUGUUUAUCUCGUUGAUCGGUGCACUGUGUUCGACGGCGUUGGCGCUGAUGUUUCCACCGAUUAUCGAACUGAUCGUGGCGUACUCGGACGCAGAACAGAAAGUGGGUUCGUUUUUAUUGGCUAAAAACAUUUUCAUUCUGCUACUGGCGUUACUGGGGUUCUUCACUGGAAGCUACGAAAGUUUGACAAAAAUAAUUCAAGGGCUGUUAUGAGUUACUUUAGUGGAAGCUGUGCCGUGUAAUUGUUGUUUAGUUUUAACAUUAUUGAUAUUUUAUUUAUUUGUUUUGUU
Molecule: messenger RNA, 1713 nt
Organism: Topomyia yanbarensis
Lineage: Eukaryota; Metazoa; Arthropoda; Insecta; Diptera; Culicidae
Product: proton-coupled amino acid transporter 1-like
Exons: 5
Coding region: 137-1636 (499 amino acids)
Biological process (GO): amino acid transmembrane transport
Cellular component (GO): vacuolar membrane
Molecular function (GO): amino acid transmembrane transporter activity
Source: RefSeq, a predicted model, not a curated record